UUUUCCAAAACAGAAAGACUCAAUGGCUUCUCUUUUGCCUUCCACGUCCACCCUCCUCUCCGCUUAUGCUUCCCUUUCCACCGCCAUCACCUUAAUCCGCACAAUCUUGUGUCAGAUGAUUCCCAAUCUAAUGCGAGACUACCUAAUUUCCUCAAAGCUCUUCGAAUCACUGUCCCUCCACUUCUCCCCUAACUUCACCUUCAUCAUUGAGGACCGUUGGCAAGCAGUGGAUAACGAAGUGUUUCGUGCUGUAGAGGUGUACUUGCCUACGAGAAUCAGCCCCUCUAGUGAUCCUCACAACCCCGAGCAGAACAUUGCGGUUAGCUGCAAGAUAAUUGACGAGUUCCAGGGUAUGAAAUUGGAGUGGUCUCUACGUUCUAUUGAAGCCAAGAAGUACUUCCAUCGGGAGAGCAGGUACAUCCGGUUAACGUGCAAGAAAAGCCACCGAGAAAGAGUCAUGCAGAGCUACUUCCCUCACAUUGCCAGUACUGCACAAACCAUCAUGAGCAAGCGUGAGAACCUCUACAUCUAUACCUAUGAUGAUAAAGAAGCCAGUAGGUGGAAAUCUACCGUUUUCAUGCCCACUGCAACAUUUGAUUCUCUGGCUAUGGAGCCAAAGCGCAAGCAGGACUUAAUCAAUGACCUUGACACCUUCGUCGGACGAAAGGAGUUCUUCCAGAGAUCAGGAAGAGUUUGGAAACGGGGAUACCUUUUGCACGGUCCACCAGGUACCGGAAAAUCCUCCUUGGUUGCAGCCAUUGCGAAUCACAUGAGAUACAAUAUAUACGAUCUUCAGCUUCAUAGCAUUCGAAGUGACGCCGAAUUGAAACGUAUCCUUACUUCGACCAGAAAGCGAUCAAUUCUACUUGUUGAGGACAUUGAUUGCAGCCCAAAAGUAGCCCGAGAUCGUCCCAGGAUUAGAAAUGAACAAGAAGAGCAAGGCGAAGAGGAGCAAACCUAUAGGCUUUCUCCUCCUGAUGCUGGGGUACCAUUAUCUGGGUUGCUUAAUUUGAUUGAUGGGUUGUGGUCGAGUGGCAUGGACGAGCGGAUCAUCAUCUUCACAACGAAGCACAAGGACAAGUUGGAACCAACUCUGUUAUGGCCCGGGCGGAUCGAUGUUGAUGUCUACAUGGGUUACUGCACUCCCGAAGGAUUCAGACAACUUGCAGACGCGCACUUGCAAAUCAAGGAUCACUAUCUCUUUGCCGCCAUUGAAGAUCUUCUUAAAAAGGUAUCUGUUACUCCGGCAGAAGUGGCACAUCAGCUCUUGAAUCGUGGCAAGCCGCAGGCCAUAUUGGAUAGUUUCAUUGAAUACCUUGAAAUGAAAAGGAAUGGAAUUGAAGAAGCAAAUUAAAAGCAAAAAAAAUUUCUUUUUUGAUCUUUUGAGAAUCAAGCAAAGAGGUUAUA
This is a messenger RNA of Rubroshorea leprosula, 1407 nucleotides long. Lineage: Eukaryota; Viridiplantae; Streptophyta; Magnoliopsida; Malvales; Dipterocarpaceae. The record is from the annotation of a GenBank genome assembly.